Alligator sinensis (Chinese alligator) is the source of this 2028-nucleotide messenger RNA. Its product is annotated as zinc finger protein 184-like. Gene Ontology annotation, molecular function: DNA-binding transcription repressor activity, RNA polymerase II-specific. The transcript is spliced from 4 exons. The coding region runs from base 283 to 1503 and encodes 406 amino acids. Lineage: Eukaryota; Metazoa; Chordata; Crocodylia; Alligatoridae. The record is from RefSeq and is a predicted model, not a curated record. Gene Ontology annotation, biological process: negative regulation of transcription by RNA polymerase II.
ACAGGGACAGGAAGGGGUGAUGCAGCAGCCUCAAUCCUGCUGAGAGCUUUAGUUGAAAGGAGUCAGGGAGGUUGUGGGCUCAGUAUUUUUCAGUGGUGACUUAUAAAAGGGGAAGACAUAAUUGGGUUACUUUUUAUUUUUAUUUUAGGGGGAAAGUUUGGAAUGUUGUUUCUUGCUCUUCCUCUGCCCCUGACUUGCUGAUACAGGACAUUCUCCUCAGUUGUCAUUCUCAUCCCGACAGACUGCAGAGUAACCUCUGUGCUUUGCUCCAGGCCACUGGGAAUGGACAUGGCUGCAGAACAGGUGGUGCAGAUGCUGGUGACCUUCAAGGAGGCAGCUGUGCAUUUCACUGAAGAACAGUGGAAUUUGCUGGACCCCGAUCAGAGAUCCCUCUAUACGGAUGUCAUUCAGGAGAUUUAUGAGAUGGUGGUUUCACUGGGUUCCCUCUCCCCCAGCACAGAGAAUGGUCCCCCUCUGGAUGCUCUCUCAGUCCCAGCAGGUUAUUGGAUGGCAAGUGAGAAUGAGGAGGAGAGUCCCCAGCAAAAAGGUCCUGAGCAACUGGAACCACAUGGGAUGUUAUGGGGAAGAGACAAAGGGGAUGACUCUCUGGCAUGUGCAGAUCAGUACAGGACAGAGAGGCAGCAGAGAAGCCAUCCAGCAAAGAGACUGGCUCAUUCUGACACUAAUGGGAAAGAGCACAAAAACCUCAAUGUCGAGACACAGCCAAGGGUGUGCUUGGGACAGGGGCAGUAUGUGUGCACUGAGUGUGAGAAAACCUUCAGCAGGGGCUCCUCCCUCAAUAGACACCUGAGAACCCACACGGGAGAGAAACCCUAUCAGUGCCCUGAGUGUGAGAAAAGCUACGCUUCCAAAUCAAGCCUCGUGGUCCAUCAGAGAACCCACUCUGGGGAGCGACCCUUUGUAUGCCCCGACUGCAGGAAAUGCUUCAUAUCAAAAAAGUCCUUAAAAAAGCAUCUUAAAAUUCAUAAGGCAAAGAGCCGCCACCAGUGCCCCGACUGCAGGAAAAGCUUCACAGACAGCUCCUCCUAUGAUAUUCAUCGGUUGGUUCACCUGGGACAGCUACCCUACCAGUGCCUGGAGUGUGGGAAAGUCUUCCUUGAACGUUCGUCUCUGAACCAGCAUUGGCAGAAACAUGCAGAACAGACAUCUUAUCCGUGCCCUGAAUGCGGGGAAAGCUACAGUGCUCACUCAGCCCUGGUCACGCACAGGAGAACUCAUGGGGUCUGCAAGCCCCAUGAGUGCCCCAACUGUGGGAGAGGCUUCAAGGAGAAUGCAACCCUUGUUAAACAUAUAAGGAUCCACACUGGGGAGAAACCUUAUCAGUGUCCUGAUUGUGGAAGGAACUUCCGGGUCAAGUCAACCCUUACCAUCCAUCGGAGACUCCACACAGGAGAGAGACCCUAUCAAUGCCCUGAGUGUGAGAAGGCCUUCAUCUCCAGCACAGGCCUAACAAAACACCAGAGAAUGCAUCUGAAAAAGUGAUCGUUUAGCAGCCUUCACUCUGGCAGGCCAAAGUUUGCUUGCUCCAACAAGUAUCUUCAUGUAUGCAUCCAAGAACCAGCAAGAGAUGACCCCAAGCUGGCUGGUGACCCUACAUCCAGCUGUGCCUAGCAUAAGGACCCAGGCAGAAGAGAUGCACUGCAACCAGUUCCAUGCCACAGGUCAUCCGGGUUCUUCUGUCUCCUGACAACUCACUGGGGGAACAGAGACAGUACCAUUAGCUCUGUCUCCCUGGAGUGGGAUCACCAUCCUUCCCAUGUCCUCCUUCCCAUCCACGGAGACUUAGAGAAGAAAAUAAGGUUCAGGGUUUGCACUUGCUCAGUAGUAACCUUGGACCAGAAGAGACUGCCCACACCAUCAUAUCCAGUUUUUACACCAUCAUAUCCAGUUUUCUGUCACCUGAAGCAAACUCAGAAAUGAAUGCCUGGAAAUAUUGGGAACUGCUGUAAUAGAUAUUAAGGCAAUAAAAGGCUAAAAAAAAUCCACUCCAGUCUCUUCUUUAAGCAG